Molecule: messenger RNA, 2684 nt
Organism: Dendronephthya gigantea
Lineage: Eukaryota; Metazoa; Cnidaria; Anthozoa; Malacalcyonacea; Nephtheidae
Exons: 5
Coding region: 6-2660 (884 amino acids)
Biological process (GO): interstrand cross-link repair
Cellular component (GO): nucleoplasm; Fanconi anaemia nuclear complex
Source: RefSeq, a predicted model, not a curated record
ACAAAAUGGCUGAAAGUUUUUCAAGCUUGAGUGAAAAUAAAAAAGUCCAAAGAUUGUUUCGUCUCUCUCCUACGACCGUUGCAAGUGUGAAAUGCCUUAGGCUGAAUUCUGGAAGAAACAUUGUGCUCUUUGCGACUGGAAAUCACCUUCUGCAUAUCGUGGAAAAUCGCAAAAUAAAUUGCAUCGUAGAUGUGGGAAGUUGUGUAUUGAAAAUUCUGAAUCAUGUCAGUGAAAGAGAUGAAAUAUGGAUUGUUACCAAAGAUGGUAAACUUUUGGCCAUUUCAAUACCAUUACACCAAGAGAAUAAACAAGUGAAACAAGAAGCAGAUGAAGAAAUAUUCAAGGAACUUUUAGAUGACAAUAAUCAUAUGUCCCUUGCUUCUGAUAACCAUUUCACAGCAACAGCUUCACUGUUUCCUGAUGUUUGCAAAUGCUCUGAUGAUUGGCUGGUACACUGGGAACCAGGCCUUUUUGACGUAGCCAUAGACUUGCACCAUGUCAUAAUAUGUUCCAGUAAUGAUGACAAUGUGAGACUUACUGUUUAUCCCUGGAUCAAGCAAAAUGUUACAAAAAGAUGCAUAGCAUCAAACUUUAUACAGCAAACAUUGCUGGCAAGUGACACGUACAACCACACCAAGAAAAACAUAACAACAUUGCUUUAUCUGUCACCCAGUACUGAGCAACAAUCAUCAAUGAAUACCAACUGCACACUUAAAAAUCACCUCUUUAGCAUGCUAUUCAGUAGUAGCCAAUCAGAUUGCAGCAUUCCAGUUGUAGUUAUUGGACUUCAAAAUGGUUUUGUGGGACACAUUGCUGUUGGCAUGAAGAAUUCAAACCUGGAAACAUUGUAUCAUUUAGAGCAACCUAUUAUAGCCAUAUUUCCAGUCUGUCUGAAACCUCCGCUCCAGAAAGGUGCUGGAGAUGCCCUAAUGAUUUUCGGAAGCCUAGGAAAACUUGUUCUAAUUACCAAAGAAGAUUCUAAUGGAAUCCCAGAUGGUGUUCUGAUUCGAGAAUACUAUGUACCAGGGCCAAUAGUGUGUACAGCUAUGAAUUGGGAACUUAAUGCAUUGUUUUAUUCAACAUCGAAAAAGAUUUAUGCAGUCAAGUUUGAAAUUGAAACUAGAGAAAACAACAAAGAUAAUACAAAUUCAACAUCUUCUCUUCCUAGCUCAUUAUCACCAAUAGCUCUCCAUAUUCCUAAAGUACUAGCAUUGACUCUGGAUGAAGAAAAUUGCUUAAUUUGUUUAAAGGCUGAAGGAUGGGUGUUACUUGUAUCAAAGCCAUUGGAUACAGUAAAGUCAAAGUUUUCAUCACCCAGUGGAGGUCAGAUUAAGAAGCAUUUAGGAGAAAUCCAACAAAAAGCAGACCAAGUCAAUAAACUUUUUACUGAAAUCCACCAGCUUGAUGACACCAUUAAAGAAUUGAACAAAGUAACACAUAUAGUACAAGAAAUUCUAAGAAACUGUAACUCAACUUUCCAAGAAACUGGGAUCUCUUUUACAGUUGGUGUUGACUAUGAAUCACUGGGGACGGAUCUCAACCCAAAUGUUAUCUUAAGGUGCUACCUAAGAAAUUCCACAAAGUUCUCCUUUUCACCAAAUUGGUCUUUGGUAAUCCAAGUUAGGACCACCCAGCCAUGGUAUAACAAAGACUGUUCCAUUCAUUCCACAACAAAUCAUUCAGUUUCAUUGAGCACAGAUUCAGUCCAUCAUGUUUCAAUACCAAUGGAGGAUAGUUUUACUUUCCUUUUUCCCAUACAAGUAUCAUGUUAUGUCUGCUUUAGAUUAAAGGACCUACUUCAGACAUUCCCCAAGGAAUCUGAGUUUUCUCUUUGUGAGGAGGGAUUUAGUGUGCUGGUUUCACAAACACAUUUGGAUAUAUUGCAUUUUUUAAGAAGACAGCUAGCACCACCUGGUAGUUAUCUGCAGCAACACAGAUUUCCAACUCGUUUGCUACAAAACACUUUAAAAGACCUAAAUUCGACUUGGAAACCAAAUGAACUACCUGAUGACCAUUCUAAACAGACUUCAGAAUUUUCUUCAUUUUCAAUGCAUCUUUCAAAAGAUGCUGUGGAUUUUAUUGAAAAGAAAGUCUUACAUUUUAAUUCAAGUGAAACCACAGCAGAUUCAUGUGAUAAACCUAACCAAGAAGAAAGCAACAUGAAGCCAAAUGUUGAUGCAAUAUCCAAAAAGUCAUGCCUGCUAAGGUUUAUGCUCCAUGACUCAAGAAGACAUGUUUAUUCUAGUGACAUGAAUUAUCCAGAAGGUCACAUGGUAGCAAGGACACCAAGUGAAGAAGUAAUAAAGUUUCAGGUGGUUAAGUUCGAUGGAGUAGCUUCCCCAGAGAGUAUGGAAGGACAAGGACUUGACUUACAUGUACAUACAUCAUCCCAGGAGUUAGGAUGCUCUGUUCACUCAGCAUUGAUGAAAGUAUUUGAGCCAGUACUACAAAGAACAUCAGGGCAGAAUGCAAGCAUUCCAGUUGUCGAAUUACAGAAACAAUUGAUCAAGUUGAAAGAAUUGCAAACAUCAUUAGACCUACUAAGACCUCCAUGUGGAAGCGAACAAUCUUUGGAAAACAACAACUCACAUAACAGAACCAUACACAAAUUGAUAAGUAUUUAUUGUGACCUUCGCAGUAUCUCCACUACUGUGCCGUAGAUAUUAGGAAAUUGUUGGUCAGUC